AUGACGUGUCCCAGACAGCCUAUAAAGGGAAGAGAGUCUUGUCGUACAGUCGUCGUCACUCACCAGAGACAAACAUGAUGUUGCUCGUCGUCGCAGCUCUUGUAAUCGCCCUUGCCGGGGGAUCCCCUUACAUCAGGGCUAGGCUGAUUCCAAGGUCUUACAUCCCUAUCCCAAUGCACCCGAGAGAGACGGCUCAGCUCUUCCCACUGAGUUACAUCAAGGUGGGUGCACCUAGGGCUCAACUGGUUCCGCUGUCAAACAUCCCUGUUGGUCCUAGGGCUCAACUGGUUCCGCUGUCAUACAUCAAGGUCAACAAACCAGAAGCUGCUUUGUUCCCGCUGUCAAACAUUGAGGUCAAGAAUCAGAUGGCUCAACUGUUCCCCAUGUCCUAUAUUCCUGUUGGUCCGAGGGCUCAACUGUUUCCUCUGUCAAACAUCAAAAUCAACAAACCUGAACCGGCCCUGAUUCCGCUGUCAGACAUCCCUGUUGGUCCUAGGGCUGAGCUGUUUCCACUGACAAACAUCCCUGUUGGUCCUAGGGCUGAGCUGUUUCCGCUGUCAAACAUCCCUGUUGGUCCCAGGGCUCAGCUGUUUCCGCAGUCAAACAUCAAGGUCAACAAACCCGAAGCUGCCCUGAUUCCGCUGUCAAACAUCCCUGUUGGUCCCAGAGCUGAAUUGACGCCUCUGUCAAACAUCCCUGUUGGUCCUAGGGCUCAACUGGUACCGUUGUCAAACAUCAAGGUCAACAAACCGGAAGCUGCUCUGAUUCCGCUGUCAAAAAUCAAGGUCAACAAACCAGAGGCAGUUCUCAUCCCCAGUCAUGCCAUCAAGGUUACGAAACACACGAAAGCCGAGCUGUUUCCUCUCAACAACAUUGAGGUGAAGAAGGGAUAUCCUACCCUGCUUUAGUUGCCUAAAACUGGAAAAAGCAGCACUGAAAUAAAACAAGUGAUCAAUAACCAA
This is a messenger RNA of Haliotis rufescens (red abalone), 962 nucleotides long. RefSeq lists its product as uncharacterized. Lineage: Eukaryota; Metazoa; Mollusca; Gastropoda; Lepetellida; Haliotidae. The coding region runs from base 75 to 908 and encodes 277 amino acids. The record is from RefSeq and is a predicted model, not a curated record. The transcript is spliced from 2 exons.